Molecule: messenger RNA, 952 nt
Organism: Uranotaenia lowii
Lineage: Eukaryota; Metazoa; Arthropoda; Insecta; Diptera; Culicidae
Exons: 5
Coding region: 1-876 (291 amino acids)
Source: RefSeq, a predicted model, not a curated record
AUGCUCUGGAUGUGGGUAGGAUUUUUACCGGUGGUUUCCUGGAAGUUUUUAUCGUCGGCUCACCGGAAUCAGCAAAGUUCCAUCCUAUCAGGACUGCAACUUCUCUGGUUACUCCCGGGUAUUGGUGUUAAAUCCGCUGGUAACGGCAUCCAGAAAGACUCUAAGCGUGCAGUAAGCCGCAAACGUCACUGCAGUUUCCGGAAAGAAAAUAAGAGGGAAGUCACUUCACAUUGCUCAAGGACGGAAAAACAAAGAACACCUUACCGUGAACACGUGUUCCGGGAAAAGGGCGUCCUCGGCCAAAAAUCCCUCACGGAGGAAAUUCGAAGAAGUGAACGCAACCAGGGGCAAGAUCCCGUGCAGGAAAAUAAAAGUGACGCCGGAAAAAAGGGAAGCCAAUUGCGAAGGAAAAGGGUCGCAGAAAGCGGCCCUUGCCUUCUUUCCUGCUGUACAUUUUCUUGGUACGGCAAAUUUUUCUUUUCCUGCGCAGCUUUGUUCAUACUGCGCAAGUUUCCACGGCGCGUUGGUUUGGCACUUCGAAGGUCCGGCGGAGGGCAACAAGCUUCCUGUUUCUCGAUCCGACAGAGGGCAAAAGAGCUUCCGGUUUCUCCAUCCGGUGAAGAUCAAAAGGCUUCCGGUUUCUCUAUCCAGCGGAGGCGUAAGAAACUUCCGGCGUACACGGCGGGCCGUGUAACAUUUUCGACAGCUCUAGAAACGAGCACCGUUGGGUCAAACGACAACAGCACCAAAGGUAGUAAUUGCAUGGGCAGGAAGAAUCAACUGCCACAUGCUUCCGGUGGUUCCAGUGGCUGGAUUCUCAGAUGUUUGGAUGCGCUGGUCUGCGCGUCAAAUCAAUCCGCCACGCCAAAGGGCUAGCAGCAACGGUGGAAUUCAGCGAGCUGCAGACAGCAGGAGGAUGCAUUCAAAUGCAAGCCGCAAGUGAAGCAAACCA